Messenger RNA from Notodromas monacha, 1631 nucleotides. NCBI's taxonomy places the organism in Eukaryota, Metazoa, Arthropoda, Ostracoda, Podocopida, Cyprididae. The record is from the annotation of a GenBank genome assembly.
AUGCCCAACAUCUGUAAUUUGAUGGUAGAAUUCUUGUCGAUCUUCACUGACGCUUGGCGCGGCCGGUUCAGUAAAGAUGAUCCUUCGACAGCAGACAUGUCGUCGCAGUUGGGUGACGAGUUCCCUGACGAAGACGGAUCAGUGCGAUCGCCGGCGAUGUGGCAGUCGCGUGGAUCCGACGAUUCUCAGGUGUGCGUGAUCGACGGGACCGAGUUCGCCUGCAAGUUCUCCCUGUUCUGCUGGAUGACGGGCGGCGAGGCGGCAGGCCCCUGCACCGGCGGCGCCCUCAGCACGUGCUGCGUGCCCAGGGACUUCAACGCCCGCACGGUGGUCGUGUCAAGGUCGAGGCGCAAGUACGAGUUCGUCCACACGCCGCCAAGGCUGGUCGAGGCGCCCGUCAGGAACGACCCUGUUUGCGGACGACCGAGACUGACGCUGCAGAAGCGGAUUAUCGGCGGGUCCGAGGCGAAUUUCGGCGAGCUUCCGUGGCAAGUCCACAUCCGGAUUUCUGGCUACCAGUGCGGAGGAGUCUUGCUCAACCAUUUCUUCGUCGCCACUGCUGCUCACUGCGUGCACAAGGCGCACAUCCCGCUGAUUCAAGUGCACAUCGGCGACCACGACACCAAGAACACGGGCGCCUUUUUCGAGCCGAUGCCAUCUGACACAUUCGCGGUGGACGAGAUCAUCAUCCACCCUUUCUUCAAAUUCAUGUCCGUUCAACCCGACAGUAUUGGAGAACUCGACUACGGAGUUUUAGAGUCCUUAAGGAAGACAGGGACGAACAUCCUGAACAAAGUACCAGUGCCUGUGAUCAGCAACAGGGAGUGCAAGAAGUGGCACGGACUCAAGAACAUUCGAGUGGCACUGCACGACGAAAUGACGUGUGCUGGUUGGAUGGACGGCAAGAUGGACGCUUGCUUGGGAGACUCUGGAAGUCCGUUGAUAGUCAACGACAGAGGACGGUGGACACUGAUCGGCAUCACAUCCGCGGGCUUUGGCUGCGCAGUGGACCAUCAACCAGGAAUUUAUCAUCGCGUGGCCAAAACAGCCGCGUGGAUUUCAGCCAUGAUUUGGUAACUCAAAUUAGUUGCCAGUCUUUUGCUGUUUUUUUUUUCUUACUAAAAGUAUACGAAGCAAGAGCUCAAGAGGUGCACAACCUCUUCUCGUGAAAUUAUUUGUUGCAACUACAAUGUCAAGUCAACAAAAAACCAAAAGCAUUGCUUCGAAAAGUUACCAAUAAUUGUUCACUCUUCGCACACCAACAUAAAGCAUGAUUUUAAUUGCGACUUGUCUAAGUAGUCUAGUCCAUUGUUCUUGUUGCAACUAAAAUGUUAAUGGUUGAGUGGAAGUCCCUUCUGUAUUUAUUGACAUUCGGACAGAUGCAAGUUGCUACUUUCUGGAAGUGUGUGUGCGCGGAGAUGAUUAUGAGAAGGAACUAUUUUCUUGCUUGGUAUCUUCUAAUUUAAAAAAUGAAAAUUUAUUUUAGCUGAGAUGUUUUUUUUCCUGUUAAGGACGAUUUUCGUCACAAUUUUGUUGAUUUUUAUACCAUGAAGCAAAAGAAAGAAGUUAUUGUUCGCCAAUUUACUUCAUUUAUUUUUCCUGUUGCACACAUGAAGGCAUUUUCGGUCACG